Messenger RNA from Pieris macdunnoughi, 1974 nucleotides. Lineage: Eukaryota; Metazoa; Arthropoda; Insecta; Lepidoptera; Pieridae. The record is from the annotation of a GenBank genome assembly.
AUGGCAACUGUAAAAGCUUGUCGAGUUUGCUUAGAAAUGCAUGUGAAGCUUUUUAAAAUGUCUUCAAAUACUUUAGAACGCUACUACGAAUUACUGACUGGAACAAUCGACGUAAAGACGCUUGGACUACCUGAAUAUGUGUGCUAUGUGUGUGCUGCACAAAUGGGGAAGUUCUACUUAUUCAGGCAAAAGAGUUUACGCGGUCAAACAGUAUUACAAGGGAUACUUAAAAGUAGAGGAAAGAUCACUGAAAAAGAUGUAAGACAGGUAGAUAAAAACAGCCUUAUUCUUGCGUCUAAUCUAAGUAUUCAAAAAGCUAUGUAUGUUAGCAUAAGUGCAGAUUCUACUAUAAAUGAAGAUGUUUAUAUGAAGCUUGAAGAUAAUCAGUUGGAUAAAUUAGAACAAUAUAAUGAAGAUUCAUAUAAUGACAAUGAUUUUGAUUGGCCAAGUGAUGAAGAAAAUCACAAGAACAAAAUUAAAAAGGAAAUGGUUGAUGUUUCUGUAACUGUAAAAAGGGAGAAAGAAGAAAAGACUGAUGAUAUACCUCUAGCUAGAUUGAAGAAAGCAAAGAAAAGUAAAAGAAAGAAAGUGGAGACUCCCAAAAAGCGUCGCGGGCGACCAAUGCACGCUCUAAGACGUAACACCAAUCUUCCAGAGGAUGCUGUCACCCCAGAAGACUUCCACAGAUAUGUCAAUGUGGUUAACUUGACGAUAGCUGAACAAAUGGAGGAAAUCAGUAAACGUCGAGAGUCAAAGAACUAUCAAAAUGCCACAUUCAGAUGUGAGUUAUGCUAUAAAGGGUUCCUGGAUUCACGAACAUGGCAAAAUCAUAAUAAAAAUCAUGUCGAGGGUCUCGUGGAGUGUGACAUUUGCAAGUUGCGUUUCAAGGACAAGUAUAUAGUGGGCAAACACCUUAGACGACAUGGUACCAAGUAUCAUUGCAAACAGUGUCCCUAUGUCUCUACUGCUGUGCAUCAAGCAAAACAGCACAUACUAUGGCAUCGCGGUGUUACAUACAGCUGUGAAUAUUGCGAAGAAGUCUUUACUCAAUGGAUGUCGUACAUGACACAUGUACGUCUAAAGCAUCCAUCAGACGUGGUGUGCGGUUUUUGUGGGUUCACCUUCAUUUCGAAGUUGGGCCUUCAUCAGCACAAGUCCCUUAUGCACCGAGAUCAAGAUGAGAAAAGAGAUAUAGAAGAUAAUACUCAGGCUCCGUAUUGUGCGCUGUGCGAUGUGAAGUUCGCAUCGAAUGAAGCGUACAGCCGACACAUGGUCACUGCGCGGAAACAUGUGGAGACCAAUGAAAAUAAAAAUGGGUGUCGUCACUGUGGCGUCUCUUUCAAAACAGCAGACGAGUUACGAGCACAUGUGCGCACGUCACACGAUCGUCGGCCAUGGACGCGUACCGACGGAUCCAAGAAAAAUGACUCUAGGAAAUAUCCGAUGCAGUGUCCGCAUUGCCCACAGCAAAUACCUAAUGCGCGCUCGUUUUUCUGGCAUUUUAGAAAAAUACAUCCUGAUAUUGAGUAUCCUAUAGAAAAGGGACAUGUUUGUGAAAUAUGCGGUAAAGCAUUUACGAAAAACGCCCUUCUAUCGUACCACAAGUUAACGCACUCUGGCGAGCGUGCGUUUAAAUGCGGACAAUGUGGUAAGGCCUUUCACAUACGACGGAAUCUCUUGCUUCACGCGGCUGUACAUUCCGAACAGAGGCCUCAUGUUUGCACUGUGUGUGGGAUGAGGUUUAAAGUCAAGACUGUAUUAGAUAGACAUUAUAGGGUGCACACCGGUGAAAAGCCCUAUCAAUGCGACGUAUGUGGUAAAUCGUUCACUCAGUCCAACAGCUGUCAAUUACACGUCCGUACAGUACACCUUAAGCAGCCUGCGCCGUAUGUCAGUCGCGCGCGCAGAGAACGACAGAAUAAGGCGCUUGCGCAGCCAAAUCAAUUACUAAUGCCGAAUAAUAUUGUGAACUAA